Orbicella faveolata is the source of this 4033-nucleotide messenger RNA. RefSeq lists its product as uncharacterized. The record is from RefSeq and is a predicted model, not a curated record. Gene Ontology annotation, molecular function: calcium ion binding. NCBI's taxonomy places the organism in Eukaryota, Metazoa, Cnidaria, Anthozoa, Scleractinia, Merulinidae.
UUGAUGCUUUCAGUGUUAACAUGUUUGUUCAGUUUUAGUUUAAGUGGCAUGCCUGAGAAGUAGCUUGGUGUUGCUAAGCGCAUUGAACACUGUUAACAUGAAUUUUAACAUGGAACUGAAGUUUAGAUCAAAGAUCUAAGACUUCUUCAGUCGAUUUUAAGUCUGCAUGUGAGCCAAGUUGCCCAUCAGGCCGGCACUUAUCUCCGGGUUUUGUAUCAUGAGGUGAUUAGAAGUAUUUAUACUAUAGCCUGGAUGAGAUGCUAGUACCUUGCAGGGUUACCCUAGCACUAAAUUCACCGGUACGCAUUUGAAAGGCACAUUGAGAGUUAAGUAUCUUGCCUAAGAACACAACACAAUGUCCCCGGCGAGGGAUCGAACCGGGACAGCUAGAUCCGUAUUCGAGCGCACAAAUAUAUGAGGCAACCGCGCCUCUUUUGAGUGAAUAAAGGGCAACAUCAUGUUCGUUAUAGUAAAACUUUAAUUGACAAAUUCAUUUAGUUAUAUUUUAAUCCGUAUUUGACAUUUGCAGGACUGCACACUACAGACCGCAGACUGCAGACAUUUUUGACUACUAUCAUAUCCCCAUUUCGAUUAUAUUACCGAAAGCUAAUAAAAAGCCUAACGCGAGCGAUAUUUAGGCUAACCUGAAUGAUAUUCAAGCGAUCAAAAGCGCUUUUUAGGCCUAAAUGUUGUUUGGAGUAUGCAAAUGUCGUACAACGUAUCCUAAUAAAUAUUUCAACAAGUCAAAGUUUAUGAAAGCUUGUUGCCGAUCAGUCUAGCCCUUUACAAAUUUGGCUCUGCUGUGGUAAAUUUAUUGAUGACUUUACUAAAGUUGUAAAGAGUUCAGAAAUCCCGAAUGGCUCAUGCAUUAGGAUCUGGUGGUUCAUAGUUAUAUACGCAAAUGCACUCCGUGUCGCGAUGGGAUUUGUCGUUUAAUUCAUGACUUCAGUCCAAGUUAAUUAUCUUCUUUCAUUUGAGUCGUCAUGGUUAUUGCCUCUUUAAAAAGGCUUGCUCAGGAUUUAGAAAAUUAUGAGAGUCAACAUUGAAUCCGCAGGGAGGGGGAACUCAUUAGGCAAUAAAAUGCUUUGUGUGAUUUGCGCAUGAAGCUUGGUGGCAGAAAAACAAAAUAAACUGGACGGCUUGAAUCAUUAUCGGGAUGUGGCUUGCGUGAGUUCAUUUUACCUUAAAAAGGUUUUUUUUUUCUUUUUUGUUUUCUUUUUCUUUUUUCUUUUUAAUAACAAUAAUUGUUUUUUUCCCUCAUUAUAAACAAAAGACGCCACUUACACUGACAAACCUUCUCAGACGCUAGACUUAUAGCUCCAGGGCUUGCACUGCUCGUUACCGGGAGUUUACUAAUAAUAUGUAAUUGAGAGCUGUGUCUUCCAUUCUUCUAACAAUGGUGUCAUUCAGGAUAAAUCCAUAGGUGAGUAAACCAGAUUGACUGGCAAGAUAAGAUCUGAGUGAUGUGCAUUUUACCUUAUGUUGUUCAUGUGAACAUUUGCAAAUCAAUUGACUGAUGAAAAAAAUAAAAAAAUAAAAAAAUAAAAAACAAAAGUCGGCUGCAACAAUUUUGCUUGUCAUAACUUCUCUUAGGACAUCAAGACCUCCAUGUAUAGGUAGUUUAAGCGCUGUAUUAUCUGCCACUUUUGGCCGGUGUGCAAAAUUACUGGUUCACAAAAUAAGGCAUCACAAUAAUUGCAAGGACGACAAUAAGCGAGAAGAAAUAUGUAAAAAGGUUUUGCUACAUGCCUUAUAAAUUCAUCCUGUAGUCGAAUUUCAUACUUCAAAGUAAAUGAGCACUUUUACUGGGCAUUCGCUGAAACAAAGUGGGACAACACAGUACGCUGACGACGACAACUAAAACAAAUUAACUGCAGGGAACGCUAUACAGAACAAUUGAAACAGGUAAAAAAAAAACACGAAAGUAUGAAACGUUUCGUAACCGAAAAAAUUAUGUGCGAAACUGAUUACAACUAGAAGACUAAAGAAGCUUAAAACCGUGCGGUGACAUUUAAAGUGCGGUUUUGCUCAUAAAAGUAAGUACAAGAAGCUUAGAGACAUAAUAUCCAAUCGCAUCCACUGCCACCUUAAUAAAAGAGACCGACAAAAGAGUGUUUUUUUUUCUUUGCAUUGAGCGCCCCGUUGCAAAGAUAACUGCUAGCGCUUACAGUACAUUUUCACAAAUGAACUUUUUCUUUGUGGUGUAAACUUUUACCUGUCGCGGUAUUUAUUGUCACGCUGUCAAUAAAACAAGGAAAUGUCAUCCACAGGAAAAUAUUGCCUUGAUAAUUAUUGCUGUCCACGCGGCAAAUAUAUCAAUGAAAUAUUUGCAGUUACGAUCUUACCACAGUCACAGAUUUGUUUCUGUGGUCGGAUAUAUGGUUCUAUUACAUUGCAUAGUACACUUAUUCUGCCGUGCACUUGUAAUUGUCUCAGGGAUCCUUAGUUUGAAAAUUAUGUCCUCUUGCAUGGUCUAUCGACCGCAUUCGUUUGAGUGGAUGCUACGGGUUGUCAACUUUGGAUAUUUCUGGCAACAAGUCUUCUCUUCAAGACCUUGAUAAACAGCAGAUAAGUUCCUUCGUAAUGCGUUUCUCUGUUAAGUAUUCUGAUCGCCUAGACGCAGUUACUGCGCAAAAAGUUUUGACUUCCAGUUCCUGAAGGUUUUGGGAUCGGUUAGACUGUCAUUGCGGCUUUGUAAGAUCCUCGUCGAAUUUUUAGGCUCUUUUCUGAACUUCUUGAAUCGGUUUUACAUUACCCACGGCAGCAGUGUUUGCUUUCUAGCAAUGUUUAAGUUAAUCAAAAACCUAGAUCUCGACCACCAAUCUUUCCUUUUUUGUGUGAUUUUCUGGUUUAGAAGACAACGCCCUCAUAGAAAAACCUUCUACCGGACUAUAAUUCUUGUCUGAGUCCUGUGGGGGUCUCUGGUGAUGUAAAUUUUUAUAGAAACUGUGCCCGACGCUAUUGAAGGAUCCGCUGUCAAUAUCAAUUGUGACACCAUGUUUCGUGGGUCGGUGAAGACAAAUGCUAUCAGUGCGAAGCAACGACUGAUGAAAUUACUUUCUUUUGACUACCAACUAAGGCACGCUGCCAAUCACAAAAUCGUCGAAACGCGACAUAUCGCAACACAUUCUUGGAACCCUCCAGAACAAUUGCACUUCGAUGAAAGGAUGGACUGCAGGAUAUCAGCUUAUCUUCUUACUAUUCUGAUUCUCCAAUGGUUACCGCCAGUGGAAGGAUCUCACUUUCGGCAUGCCAGUAUCAUGUGGGCUCCUACAGACUCUAUCAGUAACACGGUACGUUUUAACUUCCGUCUGGCUUUUCGAAGAUCAUCCCAAUACUGUGACCAGAAUACAAUAAGCCAGGGUAAACUUAUUAGCGUGGGUUCAUGGAAGGCACAGUGUAUAAGCGCUUCCAAUCCACGAUGCAAUUCGUCUGAGAUAACAGUUGGUAGCGCAGACUACUUUUGUACCGACUAUAGUACAAGCGAAGAUUGGACUAUGGGUGGAAAUACAUUCAAUUAUACGUUUCCUUCUACCAGUAAGGAAUGGUCUGUAAGUUUUUCUGGCUGCUGCUGGAUUUCAUUGUCUCGUGGUGGUAAUAAUUGGCUGGUGUCUACAAGCGUCAACCUUGCCAGACGAUCCGAUAAUGGAAGAAUUAACUCAUCUCCAAUAUCAAGGAGCGCUGCAAUUGUCCGAUUUAGAGAGGGUUGUCCCCAGUCUCUAAGAAUCCCUGUUGAAGACCCGGAUGGUGAUGUCGUUAAGUGUCGUUAUUCAACUUUCUCAGAGUCUCAAUUUAACAAUGACAGUUUUCCUUACGGUGUACUUGAUGAGGUAAAUGAGUUUACGGCUGGGUUUCUGCAAACAUUAGAUUUCCGACUAUGUUAAAAUAUAUAAUAUGCACUGGGUUAAUUGGCCACUUGGAGGAGCAAGAAUGUUGCUGUGAUCAUCUUCAGUCAAUCCUAAGCUUUGAUUUAAGGUGAUUCCCUAGUAAAAGAACCCGCCGUAGAUUCCCGAUAAAACUUGGUAUGCUGUUG